This is a messenger RNA of Phyllotreta striolata, 1293 nucleotides long. The record is from the annotation of a GenBank genome assembly. NCBI's taxonomy places the organism in Eukaryota, Metazoa, Arthropoda, Insecta, Coleoptera, Chrysomelidae.
AUGUCGUUGGCAAAUUCACUGUUUUCAGCAAUACUCAAUAACAAUUUGGCGCGAGUCGAGAAACUAUUAAACAGCGAUAUCGAAGUAAACGUUCGAAACAGCUUGGAAAAAACCCCUCUGCACAUCGCCGUUGUAAAUCCCGGUAUAGUUAAAUUAUUGAUAGAAAAAGGAGCAGAUGUAAAUGCAGCAAACAGCAACGGAGACACUCCUCUGCACGCAGCCGUAGAUCUAAUCGAACUCGAAACGGUUUGCAUGCUGCUCUAUUACAACGCCGAUCCGAAUGUAGCGAAUAAAAACAACGAAACUCCCUUUAUGAAGGCUCUGAUGAGCGGAUUUGUUCAGCUACAACGGCCGUUGCUUCAGUAUAUCGAUGAUUUCUCGAACGAGCCUAACAUUGUGGCUGUUGCGAUUAAAUACGGAAGUCCGCACGUUAGGGAGAUCGUGUCGAAGGGUGGACCGAUCGAUCAAAGGGCCGUGAAAUAUUUUAACUUCUCCGACGAUAAUUUGGAGCUUUUCAAGUUCAUAUGGCCGCGCGUGCCAGGUUCGGAAAUUAACGAAAAAACCAUCGGUCCCGUUUUGAUUUUCAAAUUGUGCAGAGGUUCCACGUCGAAGAAUUUCGGAAAAUACUUGGAUUUUCUAAUCGAACACACCGAAUCCACUGUAGUGGAUGCCAUAGCUCACAGUUUAUCCGAUGUAACGUUGAAGUAUUUCUACUUGAAGUGUUACAGCUUCAAUUGCUUGAAAGAACUGACGAAGUUCUUCUGCCUGUUGCUCCAGCACAACUUCAAGUGCUCGCCCAGGGAGAAGAUCCUGAUCUUCGAGAUAUUCGGCUACUGCUCGCUGUUUCGCAUACUGCUCUACUUCGAUAUCGAAGGGGAGGAGGGUUACUACAAAUCCGCGUGCAGCUUCUCUACUAUCCUGCCCGUUUACAUUUACUUUAUUCGAACCGACAUAAAAUCCAUUUGCGAUAAUAUCGAUUUUCGCGACGCCCCUUUUCCGAAAUUCAAAUGCAUCGUGAACACGAUGUCCUACUGGGCGCACCCGAGGCUCGUUUCCCUGCUGAACAACCUGCAGAUAAUCCGGUUUCCCAAGUUCACCGAGCUCUAUCCGGAGUUGCCGGCGUUCCCAUCGCUGGUCGAGCUGGCCAGGGACAAAUCCAGGGAAUACUUGGUGGAUAAAUUUGAAAUUACCAACAGCGGUCAAUAUUAUACUUUGGUGUAUCAUCUCCACAUACCGGCGGAUUGUAUGGAUAUAUUGGCGUUUAGGAAGAAGAUUUAUAGGAUUAAAUUUUGA